AUGAGGAAUUGGCAAGAAUUGCCUCACGAUCUCAUUGCUACGAUAGCAAAGCGUGUUAAAGUAUCGGAAGAUUUCAUUGCUUUUGGUGCUGUUUGUACUUCAUGGCGAAUUGCUGCCAUAAAGGAAAAUUUUGACGAUGCGCUCAAUUCACCCCAAGUUCCGUUGCUGAUGCUGCCGGAUAAAGGUGAUGGUUAUCGAGAAUUUUACUCUCUUUCCAAGGAAAAAGUUUCACGCGUAUUCCUCCCGGAAGCUAAAGGGCUGCUAGGUAUUUUUCCAUUGAAAGGGUGGCUGUGUACCCUGUCAUACACGGGAGAGAUGAACUUGUUGCAUCCUUUCUCUCGCACAAGUAUACAACUUCCCUCGCUAAAUGACUUAUUGACUUUAAGUGGCGAUGAGUGGUCAUGGCACGGGAUAGAUCAAGCUAUUUUAUCUGCUAGUCCUUCUGAUACUUCAGAUUAA
This is a messenger RNA of Capsicum annuum, 459 nucleotides long. RefSeq lists its product as uncharacterized. The transcript has a single exon. Bases 1 to 459 code for a protein of 152 amino acids. Lineage: Eukaryota; Viridiplantae; Streptophyta; Magnoliopsida; Solanales; Solanaceae. The record is from RefSeq and is a predicted model, not a curated record.